AUGUCCACAUUCGAAUCAUUCAAGUCUGCCUUCAAGGGUGAUAUUGUCACCCCGUCUGAUGUGGAUUAUGACAAGGCUCUAAAGCGCUGGGCAAAAAAUGCCGAAAGGCCUGCCAAAUAUGUUGCUUUCGUCAAAGACGCAGAAGACAUCAAGCUCGCUCUAGAGUUUGCGAAGGCAGAGAAGCUGCCAAUUGCUAUUAGGGGAGGCGGACACAAUGCUGCCGGUGCAUCUUCAAAAGAAGGAGGUCUCAUUAUCGAUCUCUCGAGACACCUCGCUGGCGUCACGAUUGACCCAGUGAAGAAGCUCGGUUAUGCCGGAGGAGGUGCUAUCUGGGAGACGGUUGAUAAGGCGGCGAUUGAACAUGGUCUUGCGACUGUAGGCGGAACAGUCAACCAUGUUCUAACACUUGGAGGUGGAUACGGGUGGCUUUCAGGAGAGCAUGGGUUGACAAUUGACAAUCUAGUGCAGGCAACUGUAGUCGUGGCUAAUGGAACUAUCUUAACGGCUAAUAAGACGGAGAACAGUGAUCUAUUCUGGGCUAUUAGGGGUGGUGGUUGCAACUUCGGCGUUGUCACAGAAUUUGUGUUCCAGCUGCACGACCAACGAAGGACCGUUUACGCAGGAACUUUGAUCUUCCCAGCAGCUCUUAUCAAAUCGGUGAUGCAAGCUGCCAACGAUUGGUGGGACAAAGGGCCCUCAAAGAAGGAAGCUGUCGCAGUGGUUCUCACCCGCGGUCCACCACCUGAGCGCUAUCCCUGUGUUAUCUGCAGCCUGUUCUUCAAUGGCUCGGAAGAAGAAGGGAGGGAAAUAUACAAGCCAUUCUUCGACUUGAACCCGGUCGACCAUACGUCGGAAAUCCCGUAUGAAAAUAUGAACGCACUCAUGAAUCAUGUUGUUCAUCCUGGGCAAUCGGUUUAUCUGAAGGGUGCCAAGUUUUCUGCAAUACAACCGGAUCAGGCAACCGAUGUUCUCGAGAAGAUUGCGGAACUCACCACAGAUGGAAACUUCCGGUUUGCAUGUAUCCUGGAGAUGGUCCCUACUGCAGUGGUUAACUCCGUUCCGGGUAAUGCGACCGCAAUGCCCAAUCGGACCUUCCAGAAGAAUGUCUUGCUCAUGUGUCUAUGGGAUGAUAAUACCCCAGAAAAUCAAAAGGCUGGGAAGGAAAAGGUGUACAUAAUAGGGAAUCUAUUUACAAACUUUUCCGAGGAGAAAGACUUGGUUAAACAGGGUGCUUACAGUAAUUAUGUUGACGAAUAUUUGGGUAACAAGCAUUCAGCCCUCCUGUUUGGAGAUAACUAUCCGAAACUGCAACAGCUGAAGCGAAAGUACGACCCGGAGGUGAUUUUCAACACUUGGUUCCCCAUUGUUCCCGCAUGA
Messenger RNA from Fomitiporia mediterranea MF3/22, 1377 nucleotides. Its product is annotated as FAD-binding domain-containing protein. NCBI's taxonomy places the organism in Eukaryota, Fungi, Basidiomycota, Agaricomycetes, Hymenochaetales, Hymenochaetaceae. The coding region runs from base 1 to 1377 and encodes 458 amino acids. Gene Ontology annotation, molecular function: FAD binding; oxidoreductase activity. The transcript is spliced from 7 exons. The record is from RefSeq and is a predicted model, not a curated record.